Melanaphis sacchari is the source of this 1919-nucleotide messenger RNA. It is a transcript of the gene cpa, whose product is annotated as F-actin-capping protein subunit alpha. Gene Ontology annotation, cellular component: F-actin capping protein complex; actin cortical patch. The record is from RefSeq and is a predicted model, not a curated record. Gene Ontology annotation, biological process: barbed-end actin filament capping; actin cytoskeleton organization. Lineage: Eukaryota; Metazoa; Arthropoda; Insecta; Hemiptera; Aphididae. The transcript is spliced from 7 exons. The coding region runs from base 749 to 1612 and encodes 287 amino acids. Gene Ontology annotation, molecular function: actin filament binding.
CGUAUUUCAAACGAUCGUCCCGCGCUAUCGCCUCGCGUGUCGACCACCGUAAUACGAUAAUAACAAUAAUAAUAAUAAUAAUAGUAAUAAUAAUAACACAUUCGAAUAUUCGUUUUUGGAUCCAUUUCACCCUUCCCUCCGUCCCAACGCUCUAUCAGGGCCCGGCCGCCGACGCCGGGUGAUUAAUUGCUGCUAUUCGCUAUCGUCUGCACCGACCGACCGACGACGACGUCCGCAGCAGCUCUCGCUAUCAGUUGCGAGUGAUAGAGGACGGUUUUUAUUUUUUUUUUUUUUUUUUUUACAUGUAAUAUUACGUACCACUGCCGUCCGAGUACAGCGUUAACUAUAAUACUACAGUGCAUAUCAAUUAUUAUUAUUAUUAUUAUUAAAAUCACGCACACGUUUAUCGCGGUCGUACGUGUACCGUCGACGCACUAUCAUCUAUAAAACAUUAUUAUUAUUAUUAUUAUUAUAGAAUUUUAUCCGUGUCCGCGUCGAUUGUUUCCGCCGGAGUGGUGAUAACCGAUAAUUGAUCAACAAACUCGGGAGUCCGGUGACGGUAGCGUAGUAACCGUGUGAAAUUAGGUUAUUUCGCGUCGUCGUUUUGCGUCCGCCUCUGCUGUACUCGUACCGACUACGCACCGUCGUCGCGGGUUCCGGUUGUCGUAUUUUUUAACAUUCGGCAGGUGUCCAGCGUUAUUUUUACGACCGUCUGUCUCACGUCGCCCAGUUUGUGCGCGCGAUCGCCAUGGCCAUGGAAGGAGAGGAAUUCAUCUCGGAUCAAGAAAAGGUCAGAAUUGUUUCGGAUUUCAUUUUACAUUCACCUCCAGGCGAAUUUAAUGAAGUAUUCAAUGAUGUUCGAGGCUUAGUCAACAAUGAUGCUCUUCUUAAAGAAGGAACAUGUUGGGCAUUUGCUUUGUACAAUAAAGAACAAACAUUACCUGUUAAGAUAGAAAACAGUGAAUAUCCGGUGCUUAUUACUCAAUUUAACGAUCUAGGAUCUAGUAGAUUUUAUGACCCAAGAUCUAAACAAUCAUUUAAGUUUGAUCAUUUAAGAAAAGAACCAUCAAACUUUGAGAAUUGGGAGCCAGAUUCAGAAACAGAAACUUGGCGUUCAGUAUUUGAAACAGAAUUUACUGCAUAUACAUCAUUACAUUAUAAACAUGGCACAUGCAGUGUAUUUUCUAAACAAGAAGGUUCUUCUACUGUUAUAACAGCUUGCAUUGAGGAUCAUGAAUUCCAAGCAAAAAACUUUUGGAAUGGUCGUUGGCGGUCUCAGUGGACUCUUACUAUUGGACCAACAAAUAUAGAUAUUUUUGGAUUCCUACGAAUUCAUGUUCAUUAUUAUGAAAAUGGUAAUGUUCAACUUGUAGCAUCUAAAGAAAUAAAAGAAUCAAUUGCGUUAACAACUGAAGAGUUAGCUGUAAAAGAAGUUUUAAAAAUAGCAGAAGAUGCUGAGAAUGAGUACCAGAUAGCUAUAACAGAAAAUUAUCAAACUAUGUCAGAAACUACAUUUAAGGCACUCCGUCGUCAAUUGCCAGUCACCAGAACUAAAAUUGAUUGGAAUAAAAUUGUUUCUUACAGUAUUGCUAAAGAGUUUAAAACUCAAUGACCAAUCAAACAAUUAAUAGUCAUUGUUUUAUUUUCAUGAUGCAAAAGACUUAAUUGGUAAGUCCUUACGCUUGCUGAAAUAUUUAAAUAUUAUGAGAAAAAAAUCAUAAUUUGUUUUAUUAAUUAUAUCUUUCCACCAAUGAGUUAAAAAAAAUUGAAUCUUUUAACCAAGGUGUUUGGACAAAAUUGUACAAAACAAAGUGUGAAAUCGCUUGCUUAGUAUUCAAUAUAGUUUUCCUUUAAUUUGUAAAUUUAUUGAGGUUCAAUUUUUAUUUUUGUAUUUUUAAUUUGUAUUUAUUAAUUUUGUU